Xenia sp. Carnegie-2017 is the source of this 1245-nucleotide messenger RNA. RefSeq names its product serine/threonine-protein kinase/endoribonuclease IRE1-like. Gene Ontology annotation, biological process: intrinsic apoptotic signaling pathway in response to endoplasmic reticulum stress; protein phosphorylation; mRNA processing. Gene Ontology annotation, cellular component: IRE1-TRAF2-ASK1 complex. The transcript has 3 exons. Bases 1 to 1140 code for a protein of 379 amino acids. Gene Ontology annotation, molecular function: RNA endonuclease activity; protein serine/threonine kinase activity; ATP binding. Lineage: Eukaryota; Metazoa; Cnidaria; Anthozoa; Malacalcyonacea; Xeniidae. The record is from RefSeq and is a predicted model, not a curated record.
AUGGUUAUGCUUGCGCUGCACGAAAAAAUUUUGAAUAAAUUCAACGCAAGAAAUUCGAAAUAUGUUGUGAAUUAUUCUUUCCUAGAGGAAGAGACUGGAACAGAAUAUGUAUAUUUGAUAUUAGACUUAUGUGAAGAAUCAUUGGAGAGUUUUGUCAAGUCUUCUACUUUACAUGAUCUUCAAAAAGCUCUUCCCGAAAUUCUCAGACAAAUUUUGCAAGGAUUAGUUGAUCUUCAUAGCGGCCCAAAUCCUAUUCUUCAUCGUGAUUUAAAGCCCACCAAUGUUCUUCGAGAUUUACAAGACAACUUUCUGAUAGCUGAUUUUGGCAUUAGUCGAAUAUUGGAUAACGAUUCUACGACAUAUCAAAGCAAGCCUAACACGGGAACUGAGUAUUGGAUUGCUCCUGAAUCAUAUUGUGAAGAUAAAGAUACAGUCGAUAAAGGACGGUACAAGAAAGAGUCUGAUGUAAUGAAUGCAGGAAUGGUAAGUUAUUAUAUUGCAACAAAAGGAAAACACCCGUUUGGAACUAAACGGCAUGGAUUAGACAAUAUGUUAAAUGGAAACCCUGUUGGCUUGGACGAAAUCAAGGAUGAAGCAUUAAAAGACCUUUUGAUGUGGAUGUUAAACCGAGAACCCGAAGACAGGCCAUCAGCUUACGUGGCGUUAAAACAUCCAUUUCUUAUGUCGGAUGACGAGAAAUUUGACUUAUUAUGUAAAGUUGGAAAUCUUCACCAGAUUAAGACAAAUGAUCCCCAAUCAAUUGUUGUUCAACAAUUGAAUAGUGAGUCCUCAGACUGGAAAAGUAAAAUAGACAGUGUUGUUUAUGAUUAUUUUAGAACGGACGUGGUGACUGGAAAGAAUUUUACAUAUGACUCUUCAUGGACAGAAUGUUUAAGACUUAUUCGAAAUAUUAACCAACAUUGGUACGAUCGACCACGACCAAGACCUCAACCAGAACCAUUUUAUAAGAUUGGCAAUCACAAGGCGUAUAUUCUCAAAAAAUUCCCUAAUCUUCCUGUUCGAGUGCAUGCCACUGUGAGGUCCAAUGAAGAAGAAUUGAAAAACAAUCCAGACCUCAAUAACUUUUUUAAUUUCAGUGAAAAGAAACCACAUCAAAAAUAUACAGUUUUAAAACAGUAAAAACAGUUUGCGAAAAGGCAAGUGAACAGGAAAGAUACCGUGUAAAAUAGAAUUUACUCAGAUUGGAGAAGACAAAUAAAUUUUUCACGUAUAUGAUUAUUUUAA